Messenger RNA from Rotaria sp. Silwood1, 2346 nucleotides. NCBI's taxonomy places the organism in Eukaryota, Metazoa, Rotifera, Eurotatoria, Philodinida, Philodinidae. The record is from the annotation of a GenBank genome assembly.
AUGAAAUACGUGCCACGAAAGAUUAAAGACAAAUAUGAAAUACUUGGUCUUAUUGGUGAAGGUGCGUACGGCGUUGUUCUUAAAGCUCGAAAAAAAGAUUCAAACACACUUGUUGCCAUAAAAUAUUUUAAACAAGCUCCUGGAUAUCAUACUGAUGCUGAUGUUAUUGAACGUGAAUUAAAAAUUCUUCAAUCACUUCGAUUUAAAAAUGUUGUAGAAUUAAUUGAAUGGUUUCGUGAUAAGAAACGAUGUUGUCUUGUAUUCGAAUAUGUCGAAUGGAAUAUGUUACAAGUUUUACAAGAACAUCCUGAAGGUCUAUCAUUGGAUCAUGUACGUCGAUUAUCAUAUCAAUUAUUUAGUGCUAUUCAUUGGUGUCAUAAACAUGAAAUAAUUCAUCGUGAUAUUAAACCAGAAAAUUUACUUAUAUCAGAAAAUUUUAUUUUAAAAUUAUGUGAUUUUGGUUUUGCUAGAUUUUGUAAUACAAAAUCAAUGGCUGAUUAUUAUACUGAUUAUGUUGCUACACGAUGGUAUCGAUCACCGGAAUUACUAGUCGGUUCACCAUAUGGAAAACCAGUUGAUCUAUGGGCAUGUGGAUGUAUCAUGGCUGAACUUAAAACUGGUCAAGCAUUAUUCGCUGGAGAAAGUGACAUUGAUCAAUUAUAUCGCAUUCAAAAAUGCUUAGGAUCAUUACCAGCAAAAUAUAUGUUAACAAUGAAUACAAAUCCAAAAUUUCAAGGCUUAAAAUUUCCUCCUAUUCAUCAUUUAGAUACAUUAGAACAACGUUUUGGACAUUUAUUUCCGUCGGAUAUUAUGCAUUUAUUUAAAAAUACUUUACGUUUAUAUGCUGCUGAUCGUUUAACAGCUGAAAAAUGUAUUGAACAUGAAGCUUUUCUAUAUUUAAAUCAAAAUGGUUUUCAACAACAAUAUCAUCAAUCAAAAAUGACUUAUGGUUCAGCAAACGCAUCUCUAUAUGAAAUUCAUCAUAACAAUGAAAUAGUGAACUGUACGAUUCCAUCUGUUGAUAAACAUUAUAGCAAAUUAAAUGAUGAAAAUAAUGAAACUCAAAUUCAACGUCGAUUUUCACCAUUAAAUAUCAACAGUAAAAGUAUUGAUCAUCUAAAUGAUAUUUCGUCUGCUGUUUCAUCUUCUAUUAAUCAACAAAUACAAUAUCAUAGUAGUACACAAUUAACUGAUCGAUCAACAACAUCUUAUCGUCGUCAACCAAAACUCAUACGCACACAAUCAAGUGAUGAACAAUUAAAUCAAUUUUCUAUUUUUAGUCCAAGAAGUUCAAAUAUUACAACCGAUUAUAAUGAUCUCGAUGAUUCUAAGAAUAUUCUAUCGCGAAAACAAUAUCUUAAAAGUCCUCAAUCAAUACCAUCUUCAACACGACAAGAAGCAUUGCUUGAACAACAAUUAUCUACAUCUUCUACAUUAAAUUAUGCUUCAAAUGGAAUUCUAUUAAGAUCUAAACAACAAGAACAUUCAACAAAUAUUUUACAAACAUUAUCAAAAAAGAUGGAUAAAAAAUUCAAACGAUAUAGUUUAGAUCAAUAUCAAACAGUCUCCAAUAAACAACAACAAACAUCAGAAUUCAACAUCAAUCGAUCAUCAAUGGCUUUUAUGCCAAGUCAAAAAACGAAUAUAUAUGCAAGUCAAACAAAUAAUAAUCAAAAUGUAUCAAUGUCAUAUCAGCAAAUACAAGAUGAAUUUAAUAAUGAAUUACAAGAACCACGACCUACGCCUCGUGAAAUUAAUCAAGACUUUUUUCGUAGUCGAACAGUUGAUUAUCAUUCACCUAGAGACACAACACCUAUUCCUCAACGAACAUCUUCACGACAAACUCAAUAUCAAAUAGUGUCAGAUUUGAUAGAUCAAGUUGAUAAUGACUCAACAGUUCCAACAACAUAUAAAACUAGUCGUAAUUUUGAACAACAACUAAAUCAGAAAUAUCCAUGGAUUUCCGAACAACGAAGAUCUAUUUAUGGUAGUGAUAGUUAUUUAAUUAGUUCGAAUGGACAUAAUUCAUGUUUCAACCGACCAUUUUAUUCUCCAAAACAAAAUGAUUAUAUUCAUAUGAAUAAAACAACCAUAGUUUCUGAACAAGAACCAGCUCAUGAUCUAAUCAAAUCAACUAAAUUAUCAUCAAAACAAAACCUGGUUUCUUAUCCUAAAACACCAAUGGAUUCAAAUAGAAGACAAAAAUCAAGUACCAAUUCAUUUGGCGUUUAUCCAUCUCCUCGAAUGACUCCAUCACAUCUUGCUAAUGGUAUAAUAUCACCAUCAUAUCAACGACAACAAUCUAUUCGAUUUUUAAAUAACAAAUCUCGUCAUGAUGACAAUUAA